This is a messenger RNA of Saprolegnia diclina VS20, 1193 nucleotides long. RefSeq lists its product as hypothetical. The transcript is spliced from 3 exons. The record is from RefSeq and is a predicted model, not a curated record. NCBI's taxonomy places the organism in Eukaryota, Oomycota, Saprolegniomycetes, Saprolegniales, Saprolegniaceae. Bases 12 to 1193 code for a protein of 393 amino acids.
GCCUGGGUGUGAUGCGUGCACCGGCAGAAUCGGCGCCAUGGCUGCUGCCACCCAUCGUGCUGCAGGUCGUCCACUGCUUGUAUGCAGCCAAAGACGUCAUGGCCUUUCUGCAUGCGGUGCCGAUCAACGCCCGCGACGAGGCUCUCAACGCACUCGUGGCGCUGUUGGCCGACGCCAACGCGGUGCCGGAGCACCUCUGGCCACUCACGUUUGCGGACGCCUUGCAGUCCGCCGACGCAGCGACGGUACUAAGAGCACUGCCAGCGCUUCGCAAGCUACGUGCCCGCGAGGACGAUCAUAACGUUACGGCCAACGUUUUCCAUGUCAUGGCGCUGCCGCCGACGACGCCCGUUGAAGCCUAUAUCAGUGACGUGCGCAAUCUUCGCGAGACCUUUGGCCUGUGGGCACGCAACAUUGUCACGCUUAACAUCGAUAUCGAGGAGGACCCGAGCGAUCAACGCGACUUGGCGGCGGCGCUAAUGGCGUGCCCGAAGCUCGAGGCGCUCGCCAUCGAGUGGUUCAGCGAGAUCAAUGCCGAGCAGCUGGACACUUUUCACGCGAGGCUGCCAAAGCCUUGGCAACACGCGCUGCGUACGACAUCAACACUCGGAACGACCAAGCUCGCGUUCGCAUCGAGCGUCCUGGACGCGCUUCUCGAUCCGUCGUCGCCACCAGUGCCUCGCCAGCUCCACACCUUGACGCUAUCGCCGCAGGACACGUGGGUCGACGAGACGUAUGCCAGCGACAAGCUGGCGUCGUCGGCGGUCUCGCGCAUGACGCUUGGCUACGAUGACUGCUACGUGACACCGAUCAUGACGGCGUUGCCGCCAACACUGCUGUACCUCACGGUCAGCUAUGCCACGAUGACGCGCUUUCCUCUGCUGCCACAGCUCCAGCACCUCAAGCUAGAGGGCGUGACGUUGAGCUCGAACGCAGUGGCCGAUCUCACGUCGUGGCUCGCCUCUUCGCCUUCGCUUCUCCGACUCGACCUGAACCAUUUGGCGCUGCCCGACGACCAGCUCCAAAGCAUUCUCGAUAUACUCCCGCCCUGGCUAAGUCGCCAGAAAAGUAUGUGCUGCGUGCGUCUCACAGUCACAGAGGCGACGGCGAUGGUCCUCGCACGCACAAUUGUCGAGAUGCGCAACACCCACGAGAUGUCGCGGGUCUCAACAAAGCGAAGGUCCAAGCUGUGA